GGUAUGGAUGUGGAUGCUCUUAGUUCUUCUCUCACGAUCGCUACGCAGUCACCCCGAAGUCACAAACACCUUCAACUCUGUCCUCCGUCAUUACAUCACCAAACCCCCCUCUCAUUCCUUCCAAUUUCACUCUCAAUUAACAAUUAGGGCUUCAUCUUUUUUCUCUUCUACUUUCUUCACACUUAGGGAACCAAGCUAUGAUGGUCUCCAAGGUGCUUUUACAGAGAAGGCUCUUCAGGUUCUUGCAACAGUCAACACCCUCCUUAUGCUCCUUUUCUUCUUCAUCUUCUAUUGAUGGGUCUCCAUUCCAUUCUGUGAAAGCAACAGAAAUCUCGGGUCUUUCAAGUUCUUUUAGAAGCUUCUGCUCUCAAAAGUCCAAUCUUGUUGCUGAAUCUCAUGGCCCAGCACCUAUUGAUUACAGUUCCCUACUACAGGAGGCUGAGUUCCACAGACUGGCUGAGUCCACAAUACAAGGCCUUCAAGAGAAAUUUGAGGACUAUGGAGACUCUAUUGACCUUGAUGGAUUUGACAUAGACUAUGGGAAUGAUGUUUUGACUGUCAAACUUGGUGAGCUGGGCACCUAUGUGUUGAAUAAACAAACACCAAAUAGACAACUUUGGCUGUCUUCGCCAGUGAGUGGUCCGUCUAGGUUUGAUUGGGAUCAGGAUACUAAAGCUUGGGUUUAUAGGCGAAACAAAGCAAAGUUAUAUAAAAUUUUAGAAGAUGAGUUGGAGCAGCUCUGUGGCAAACCUAUUGUUCUUUCCUAAGCUGUUGAAAUUGUGGUAUCUAAUCUUGAUUUGAUAUUUAAAAAGGAAAUAAUUGGACAUGUUGAGAUAAUCAUUUGGCGUCAAAUGUAAUUUUAAGCAGUUUUUGUUCCUUUGCCACCAUUUACUCUAUAAAUUAAACCAGUUCUUUUACAGUCAUUAAGUGAUUGUAUCUUCUAAAUAAUCAGCUCUAUAUAGAAUUCAUGUAGAAACAUAUUGCCAUUAGUUUAUUGUUCUAAAGUAUUACAUUUGCAA
Messenger RNA from Vicia villosa (hairy vetch), 1019 nucleotides. Its product is annotated as frataxin, mitochondrial. Gene Ontology annotation, biological process: intracellular iron ion homeostasis; iron incorporation into metallo-sulfur cluster. Gene Ontology annotation, molecular function: ferroxidase activity; ferrous iron binding; iron chaperone activity. The transcript is spliced from 6 exons. The record is from RefSeq and is a predicted model, not a curated record. Bases 198 to 767 code for a protein of 189 amino acids. Gene Ontology annotation, cellular component: mitochondrion. NCBI's taxonomy places the organism in Eukaryota, Viridiplantae, Streptophyta, Magnoliopsida, Fabales, Fabaceae.